Molecule: messenger RNA, 846 nt
Organism: Aureobasidium melanogenum CBS 110374
Lineage: Eukaryota; Fungi; Ascomycota; Dothideomycetes; Dothideales; Saccotheciaceae
Exons: 2
Coding region: 1-846 (281 amino acids)
Source: RefSeq, a predicted model, not a curated record
AUGGAAAGCAGGAAGCCACUGCUCACUCAUACUGAACUCACAAUUCAUCUACACCUUUGCUCAUCAAACCUCUCGUCACCUACAGACAACUUACACACCUCACAUCAAACCUCAACCUACCACAACACAACCAUCAAAAUGAAGUACUCUUUCGUCUGCGCUGCCCUCGCCGCCUCGGCCUCUGCCCAAAUCAUCUCCGAUAUCACCUCGGUUGGUGGCUCCAUCGUCUCUGUUGCAACUAGCGGUGCCGACUCAGUCUUCUCCGAUGCCACCUCUGGUGUUGGUCAGGGUAUUUCCGGUGCCUCAUCAGUCGCUACCGCUGCAGUCUCUGGAGCUUCGUCAGUCGCUAGCGAUGCUGUUUCAGGUGCCUCUUCUCUUGUCAGCGCCGGUUCUUCUGGAGCCGCUGGCGCCCUUACCACUCUUACUGGCAGUGCCUCAUCUGGCCUUUCAUCCGCUUCUAUGGCGCUUGCCUCCGAGAGCGCCAACAUCAGCUCUCGCUUGAGCUCCCUCUCCGCUGCUCAGUCUACUGCCACUGGCUCGGCCAAGAGCUCUCUCUCAUCUGAAGCCGCUGCCCUGCAGUCCUCGGCCUCGUCUGCUCUCAGCUCUGGUAGCAGUGCUUUGAGCUCCGCUUCUUCGAAGGUCUCUUCUGCAGUCUCGUCUGCCUCUAAGGGUGCAUCUUCAGAAGCCUCCUCUGCUUCCAAGAGCGGUUCCUCGGCUGCCUCAUCCGCCUCCUCGCGUGCCUCUUCGGGUGCUUCCUCUGCCACCAGCACUGGUGCCGCUGCCUACAACGGACCUGCUGUCGGUGGUGUCCUUGGUGCCGCCCUUGGCUUCGCUGCCCUCAUCUAA